Strongyloides ratti is the source of this 942-nucleotide messenger RNA. RefSeq names its product Adapter molecule Crk. The record is from RefSeq and is a predicted model, not a curated record. The transcript is spliced from 4 exons. The coding region runs from base 1 to 942 and encodes 313 amino acids. NCBI's taxonomy places the organism in Eukaryota, Metazoa, Nematoda, Chromadorea, Rhabditida, Strongyloididae. Gene Ontology annotation, molecular function: protein binding.
AUGACAACAGAAGGUAAUUUAAAAAAACAUGUAACAUUAUUUGAUCCUUUUAAAUGGAUGUUUUAUUAUUUUGGUGAUAUUAGUCGUGAAGAGGUUAAUCGUUUAUUAUCAGAAAAUGAUCUCGAACCUGGAACAUUUAUUUUACGAGCAUCUUCUACACAAAUUGGUGGUUUUUCAUUAUCUGUAAAAACUGAUAAUAAUGGUAUAAAUGGAAUUAGAAAUUAUAGAAUUGAAAAGAAAGAAAAUGAAAAUGGUGAGAUACGUUAUCAGAUAGGGGAAAGUGAACAAUUUAAAGAUAUGGGAAGUUUAAUGAGAUAUUAUAAAUAUCAAACACUAUAUAAAGUUGCAUUAAAAAAAAGUUAUCCUAAAAAAUGUUUAGAAAAAGUAAUUGGUUUAUAUAGAUUUAAUGGGGAACGUAGGACAGAUUUACCUUUUGAAAAAGCAGAGCUUUUAUAUGUUGUUGAUAAUUCUGAUAGUCAAUGGUGGGUUGCAAGAAAUGCAAUGGAUGUAUAUGGACAGAUACCAUAUAAUUUUGUUAAAAAAUAUAUUCGUGGUGAAGAUAUUAAUUUAUAUAUUAAAAAUAAUCCUAUACAACCAACAAUUAAUACUAUUCAAUCAAAAUCAAAAACAUCAACAAGAUCAUCUUUAAUGUCAGAUAUUAAAAGAUUAAGUAGUCAUUCUAGUAAUGAACAUCCUCAAACUAUUAAAAAUAGGCAAAAAAAUUCUUUUAAAGAAAUGGGAAAUAUUAUUUUUCCUGUUUGGGUAAGAGUUAUUAAAAAUCGUACUCCAAAUAUAUAUGAUAAAGGUGCAUUUAAAUUAGUGAAGGGAGAGUUCAUACAGAUGACAGGAACACUAGGAAAUGGUAUUGCUGAAGGAAUAUUAAAUGGUGUUGUUGGAACAUUUCCAUUAGUUAAUAUUGAAAUUACAAAUAAAAAAUGCUAG